CCACCGGCCACCAGGAGGCCAGCCUGCUGCGAUGGAGGCUCCAUGCUCAGGACGUGCUUCAUUCUGCCCCAGAUCCUGCCCUCGUACUCCUCCGUCAUCUCAGUCUCAAUCUCACCUCGAUCCCGCACCGCUUUGUCUGUUGCCUUGUCAAAGCACACUGCGCCGGCCCUGCUUUGUCCAGACUGCGCCGAGCCAUUGCUUAUUUAGUGACUCCACAACCUGGCCGGGACUCGCAACUCAUUCCUCUUUCUCCAUCUCCUUGCUGUCUUCUCGUUCUCUCCUGGACCUCGACGGCCAGCCUCCACUCCUUCAUCUUUCUCUCUCGCCGUCAUGAUCUUCCGCAUACCUCUCCUGCUUUACCUUCUCGCCAACGUCGCGCCUUCUGAUGCUGGCAUACUCGCUCGCGGGUCUGGGUCAGUUGCACGCGUGGCCAGCCGUGCACACCAGCGGGGCGCGGGCCUCGUUCGCGAUCUGCGUCUCGCAUACUCAAGCAUACUCAUUGGUCGGUCAGACGACGGCUCAAGCUCACAGCAGCCAUAUUGCGUGAACGUCGCGUCAAAUGGAUCGUCGCUCACCGGUGGAGGUGAUACUGGAGGAGGGAGCAGGGGCGGUUCGUCUGGGACGGUGCAACCUUCGGGAACAUCGUCUGCGGCUCCAGCGGCUAGCAGCAGUGCUGCUGCCGCUUCGUCUCCGUGGAAACUCAAGCAGAGUUACGAAGGAAGCUCAUUCUUUGGUGGAUGGUCCUUCUUCACUGACGCUGAUCCAACCGGCGGCACGGUGGACUAUGUGGACGGAUCUGCUGCUCAAUCCGCGAACUUGACAGGCGUCAACAGCGCCGGGAACGCCUACAUGCGCGUCGACACCACGCCCGUCGUCUCCGGCACGCGCAAGAGUGUGCGCAUCACGACCGAAUUCACGUAUACCCAGGCACUCGUCGUUCUCGAUGCGGUGCACAUACCCACCGGGUGCGGGACAUGGCCCGCGUUCUGGUCGAACGGCCCGAACUGGCCCGCCGGCGGCGAGAUUGACAUCGUAGAGGGAGUGAACACGUACACGAACGACCAGGUUACGCUCCACACAAACACUGGAUGUUCGUUGCCAUCGACGGACGUGAGCAAGUUGGAUAUCGCUGGGACGCUGGUUAGCAGCCAGGAUUGCUCGGUGUCGGGGACUGGGGAUACGGGGUGUGGCGUGCGAUCUACCGCGACGAACGCGUUUGGGCCUGGAUUCAACGCGAUGGGUGGUGGUGUCUACACGAUGAAAUGGGACGACACUGGUAUCACAGUCCACUUCUUCCCUCGCAGCUCUAUCCCGAGCGACAUCACCUCCGGCGCGCCAAAUCCGUCGGCCUGGGGCACUCCCAUCGCCAGCUUCCCCUCUUCUUCGUGCAACACGACGGAGUUCUUCUACGAUCAUUCGGCUAUCUUCGACACAACGCUCUGUGGCGCUUGGGCCGGAGAUGGCUGGGGUGCUUCUGGCAUUCCCGGACAGGAGACCAGCUGCGCCUCAAUGACGAGCACUGCGACUUGCGCGGAUUACGUGCUGAACAAUGGUGCCGCGUUUAAUGAAGCAUACUGGGAGGUCAAGAGCGUCAAGAUCUACCAGACAAGCUGAAUUGUCACAUUUAUACUGCCUUGCGUCACCUUUCUUUUGAUUGCACUCACCCGAGCACCACCGUCUUCUUGUGGACAUGUAUCAUGGCCUACAUCACUGUUCCCUUGUAUCGUUAGCUUUUCCAGUUCCAACGUUAUCGAUUAGCUUCCACGAGCAUACCAGCCAGGAGAGGCGUGAGACAU
Molecule: messenger RNA, 1796 nt
Organism: Fomitopsis serialis
Lineage: Eukaryota; Fungi; Basidiomycota; Agaricomycetes; Polyporales; Fomitopsidaceae
Product: concanavalin A-like lectin/glucanase domain-containing protein
Exons: 6
Coding region: 331-1614 (427 amino acids)
Biological process (GO): glucan catabolic process
Molecular function (GO): hydrolase activity, hydrolyzing O-glycosyl compounds
Source: RefSeq, a predicted model, not a curated record